Messenger RNA from Guyanagaster necrorhizus, 1567 nucleotides. RefSeq lists its product as uncharacterized. The coding region runs from base 318 to 1307 and encodes 329 amino acids. The record is from RefSeq and is a predicted model, not a curated record. Lineage: Eukaryota; Fungi; Basidiomycota; Agaricomycetes; Agaricales; Physalacriaceae. The transcript has 11 exons.
GGCAGUCUGGAAUCUGCCUGUAGAACACGGGUCUGUUUUCGUGUCAAAUUUUUGCACAAAAUUCACGACGUACGUAGCUGCAUGGACGUUCAACGCAGGUCCAGCAGGCGCAAGCACCUCGGAUCACGCGAGGCAUCCAUAUGCGGCGACCCCUAAAUACGGCUUCUGGACCCUUCGACCCAAUGCAAUCGAACACACCAUGCCCCUGUGGUAUCUUCCGGUUGUCUUAGAUUCCAGCCUUGGGAUGCGGACUUGCAACGAUUCUAUCUCUACUAUCCUCGCUGGUGCCAAGUUGCCUGACUGACUUCGUCGCAAGCAUGCUGCUUGCUGAGGUCGAGUACAGCAGCAAAAUACCGUUGACGAAGGACACAAUUUUUCGUAUCGGUACAACCGCCAUAUGCGCAUACGACUAUGUUCGUACCAUGCCAGCAGAGUACAAGUUUUGGAGGGACAGAGAUCAUCAGAUUCGUGCCAACCUCGUCUUGUUCGUCCUCAUCAGAUACAUCAGUAUGACCCUUGUUAUAGUCAGCAAUGUUGGCUAUUUCGCACUUUCCUUUAGUCCAGAAUCAUGUCGGAGGUAUUAUAUGUUCCCCGUCGCAUUAAAAGUCUUGCAGGCGUGCGUGUGCCAGUUUGUCCUUGGCCUUCGAACGUACAGCAUCUCGAGGCGCUCGGAGCGUGUGAAGAUCUUUCUUAUCAUUUUCACUCUGAUAAUUAUCGCCCUGCAGUGGUUCACUAACUUGUAUGGGAGAGUCGUGCUCCAGGCGAACGGCAAUUGCACUUCUGGGAAUGAACCGACGAAAUUAGUCAACUGGACCUUCUACAUCUGGGCAAUGUUGUAUGAUGUUGUGACUCUUGGCCUUUCGACCUAUUACUUGAUCAGGGUUGGCGGGGCCGGAUUGUCUUCUAUGACUGGUCUGGGUAGGGCCAUGAUUAUGGAUGGACUAGGGUAUAUCGCUAUUCUCACCAUUACGAAUACACUCAACAUCGUUCUAUAUCAUGAAUUGGAGCUAGAAAGCCAAGCUGCUGGGGUAAGUCUGGGUUUCACCUUCACAUGGAUUAUGACACAGAACAUCCUCAUCAAAACACGCAAUGCCGGGAUGCGCUCAUUCAAAUCCCUGCAGCCAUCGGGUGGGCGAAACCCGUACACCGGCAGUAGAUCAGAUGAUCAGACCAGCAUGCCGGUUACUACGCCGCGAGACGUCGAGCUCCAAGUCCAGGUCCAGAUUGAUCAUGACCGCAGAGUAGACCAACCAGGGGUGAAGUGGAGUAUGGAUGAAACCGACCUCAACUCAGAUUUGGGGCAUUAGAAUAUUGGCGCUAAUAGAGGAUCGACUUUCUUUCCUUGGGCCAUUUACGGGCCUACGCCACGAUUGAAAGUCCGCAAUACCACUGUUACAUUUGAAACUGUCAAUGCUCCGAGUCCAUCAUUAUUCGCGGGCAAUAUAUGCCCUAAUACCGCAGAUCCCUGUACACUACCAUAACGAACGAUUACCAUUCUAGUGUUCCCCCUCCGAACAAGAAAAGAAUUCAAGAUCACUUUGGUGCUCUCAUAUAAAAUGCCAAACGC